Molecule: messenger RNA, 2186 nt
Organism: Coccinella septempunctata (seven-spotted ladybird)
Lineage: Eukaryota; Metazoa; Arthropoda; Insecta; Coleoptera; Coccinellidae
Product: otoferlin-like
Exons: 10
Coding region: 45-2186 (713 amino acids)
Biological process (GO): plasma membrane organization
Source: RefSeq, a predicted model, not a curated record
AUUCUGACGAUUUCGAGCUCAGCGUGAAGGAUUCCAAACCUCCCAUGGUUUUCAAUCCCAAAAAUUGCUUCUGUAGAACCUCGGAGAUCCAGAAACUGGCCAAGAAAGCUUCUCAAAUCAGAUGCGUUUGUCGAAAGACGAGGUGGCAAAAAUUUCGACAAGCUUUCAGCAAGAAAAAGAUCUACUGUCCCUGCUUGAAGGAUUUUCAGAGGAGCGUCGAUAAAGUUGAGAAGAAACACGGAAAAACCUGUGCUUGUUGCAGGAAAUUGCUGGAAAAACUUCAUUUGGUCACCAGUGACAAGGACAACCAACCAGGAUUUUGGGCUUCGAUAUGCGGCAUCUUCAAGAGCUCCUGUUUGGGUGGUAAGUGUGAGUGUUGCAGAAAAGUAGCUGGAAAAAUAAAGAAGAUAUGCGGGGACACCGCAAAAAGAUGCGCGUUCUGCAGAAAAAUUGGAAAGAAGUUCACCAAGAAGAAGCCUGCUGAAGAGAAUUUUGAAGAUUCCUACGAGGAGAACGAUUAUGAUUGGUGGACUAAAUACUAUUCUUCGCUGAAACCUCUUCCUAAGCCAGAUGAACGUGCAUCCAUAAGGGACACAUUCAGGCUGAACAUAUAUAAUAGAGAGUUAGAAACUCAAGCUGAAUUCAACCAUUUCGAAGACUUAUUGAUGGCCUUUCCUAUGUACAAAGGUAAGAGGACUGGAGAUGAGGUAGUUGAUAGAGAUAUGGUACAAGGAGUGUUCAAAGGAAAUAUCAAGAUUUAUAGAUGGCCAGAAUCAACUGAGAAACAUCUAUUGACCAGAUACGGAAGGCCUCUGAAGGAUGGAUAUUUUGGACAAUUCCCUCCUAAUCAUCCACUUCAUUUCACUCUGAGGGUGUACUGUGUGAGAGCCCUGCAUUUGCCACCGAAAGAUGUAAACGGCAAAUGUGAUCCUUAUCUGCUAGUUCGUCUGGUUGAUCGAGUUCAGGAUAAUAAAGAUGAUUUCAAGAACAAGGAUCUGAAUCCAGUUUUCGGAAGGAUGUUCGAAUUCAACGGGAUAUUCCCGAAAGACCACACCCUGGUGGUUCAAAUCUGGGACAGAGACGUCGCGACGAAAGACGAUCUGAUUGGCGAGACCAUAAUCGACGUUGAAAACCGUCUGUACACGAAUCACAGAGCGAAAUGCGGCAUUCCGGAAUUUUACAAAGAGACCGGCUAUUGCGCUUGGAGGGACCAGACGAAACCGACGGCCAUCCUGAGCCGGCUCUGCACGCAUUGGAACCUUACCAAACCGGAAUAUGCCCCGACAUCUGUGCGGAUCGCUUCGAAGGUGUUCGAAUCGACGAAAUACGAAUCAUGCGGCGACGACAGGAUCGAUAAGGAGGUGAAAGCGCUCUAUGCUCUGAGGAAUUGGGAUCAGGCACCUUUUGUCGGGAUGAAAUUGGUUCCGGAGCACGUCGAGACGAGGUCGCUGUAUUCGCCCGAUAAGGCCCUUGUUGAACAGGGUAAAAUUCAACUCUGGAUAGACAUAUUUCCAGCUGGCGAUCUCCCGCCUCCGUCGGCUGUCGACAUAACGGUUAAGCCCCCGAAGGAUUAUGAGCUCAGAGUCGUGAUCUGGAACACCGCCGAUGUCCUGUUGCAGGAGGACGAGUUUAUCAGCGGACAGAAAAAAAGCGAUAUAUUCGUCAAGGGGAUGAUCCUGGGUCACGACAACGUCCAGAGCACCGACGUCCACUACCGCUCGUUGACCGGGGAGGGAAACUUCAACUGGAGGUUCGUCUUUCCCAUGCAGUAUCUUCAGAACGAGGACAUGACUUUGAUUCGACGUAAAGAGGGUCAUUUCCAAUCGAAAGAUAGCGACAAGAAAUUUCCCUGCAGGCUGACGUUGCAGGUCUGGGAAAACGAUAUGUUUUCCAAGGACGAUUUUCUGGGUACGCUGAGUUUGGACUUGUCACGUAUGCCGAGAGGUUCAAAAGGGGAGGAGAACUGCAAUUUCACUAUAACAGAGCCGAAUGCACCACGUAUAAAUCUUUUCAAGACGAAGAGGACCAGGGGAUGGUGGCCUUUUAAGGGGAAGGAUUUAGACGGCAAUUUAACGCUGGUGGGUAAAGUUGAGGCAGAAAUGGAACUGCUGACUGCGGAAGAAGCUCAACAGAAGCCCGCAGGUAUUGGCAGAAAUGCACCACAAGCUUUGCCUGAACCAAAGUGA